This is a messenger RNA of Pseudopodoces humilis (Tibetan ground-tit), 2934 nucleotides long. RefSeq names its product BH3 interacting domain death agonist (gene BID). Lineage: Eukaryota; Metazoa; Chordata; Aves; Passeriformes; Paridae. The record is from RefSeq and is a predicted model, not a curated record. Gene Ontology annotation, biological process: positive regulation of extrinsic apoptotic signaling pathway; positive regulation of intrinsic apoptotic signaling pathway; apoptotic mitochondrial changes. Gene Ontology annotation, cellular component: mitochondrion; cytosol; cytoplasm.
AUGUCUCAGAUCAAUGGAUCUCUUCAGAUGGAGUAUGCACUGCUGUUCACCUUCCUGGAGGCAUCCUCAGACUGUCAGUUCAGAGACCAGCUGCAUUCCCUGCAAAGCCAGCAGAUUAUGUUGUGCCGAGGAAACGAUGACGAUGAGCUUCAGACCGAUGGCAAUCGGAGCGGCCACUUUCAGAAUGGUGAGCUAGGGUUGGCUCCAACAAAUGAAGAUGUUAUCCGGAUCAUUGCUGCUCAGCUCGCUGAGAUCGGAGACCAGCUGGAUAAAGACAUCCAGGGAAGAGUUGUAAAUGACCUAGUGCAGCACUUUCUGAAUGAGAAUCUGUCGAGAGAGGAGAUAACCCUGCACAUGUCCAGGGCAGUGAGAGAGCUGACACGCUCCAUCCCCUCAGACAUGGAACAGGAGAAGGCCAUGUUGGUGCUAGCAAUGCUCUUGACCAAGAAAAUUGUGAAUACAGUGCCUUCCCUUCUACACCAUGUCUUUAACACCACUCUGAACUACAUGAACCAGCAGUUCCACAACUACAUUGUUGAAAUGCUGGGUGAGUGAGCUCUCCAGCCCUGUGUGCAGCCUGUGCAUUCCUGAAGAUUUUCCUGGAUGGAUGAAGAUCACUUGAUUUACUCUUAACUUCUGAGAUACAGCUGUGAAAGGGGUGGCAGAUUGUAGAUAGGCUUUUGUAGACUAGCACAGCAGUAAUAGUAGCGUGAGCUGCCUGCCAGCUCUCCCAGUACCUGUAGGGAGUAGUGCUUGCCUCUCUCCUUUUACAUUAUUUUUUAUUUUAGCAGCUGCAGCUUUUGUGCAGAGCCCCAGUGGGCACAGGGCCUGCCCUCUCAUUGUUUUUUCUAAGCAGCUGUAGCAUUUUACUUUAGUUCUUCACUUCCCAGCCCUGCUCCUGCAGCUGAGCCAUGCUGCUGUUCCCAGGAAGGCCUCGGGCUAUGGAUUGGUGGUUCAUCAGCAGAAUCAUCUGCGGGGGUGGGUGGGAAUCAGGUCUGUCUUGAUGAGAAGCUGGCAGCAAGACUGAACAGAACCCUGAGUGAUAGAGGAGGGUGUGGCCAGACAAGGCUGACACAAGGAUGCUUCAGUAUCCAUCACCAUACACCUGUGUUUGCUUGAAGAAUAAAACUGACUGGAAAACUGUAAAGAAAAGGGCAGGGCAGGCACAGGACAAGUCUUGGGAAUGCAGCCUGGAUAUGAAUUAGAAAAAGUAGCAUAUCUUGUAGUCACAUCUCAGGUCGAACAAACUCAGACUCAGGUUGUUUGAUGAAUAAUCACACAAGGUGGCAAAUGUGUCACCUGUGAUCCAGCUGCCUCAGGACUUUUCCAAGUAUAUAAAUAUUUUGUGAGGUUUUUUAACUUAAAUAAAAAAUUCAUUUCUGAUGGCUGCUACAGCUCUGCAGGCUUUGUUUCUACCUGAAAUUUUUUUCUGCAAGUACUCACGGAAUUCUUCUAAUUCACUUAUGAUGCAGCUGGCAGCAGUAGAGACACUCGAGUCCUGUCCUUGGGCCUUGCAUAAGCAAGUUACCGUGUAGGUAAAACCACCUUUUCUUCUGGUGCCUGCACUAAAACAGGGGGAGAGGGGAAGCACAGAAGUAAGUCUACACAUUGUUUUUGAAAACUGUACCAUUUAUUAAAGUGCAACCUGGGGGCAUGGUCUUACAGCAGUGUCCCAUUAGCAGAGGGAAAAAAUGUACAUACCCCUUCACUUGAACUGAAUAUUGAACAAUGAAGCUGGAAAGAACUUUCUUGUCAAGGUGGAAACACUUUUAUUAACCAAAUGGCACAAGAAGCUUCAGACAAGUUUUCCCCAAGAGGGCUGCACUUGCAUAUUGGAAGGAACAGUAUGAUGAGUUCCUGGGAUAAUGGGUGACCUGAGACCAGUCAGAGUCUCUUCCCCCAGGCAGACCUCUUGAGAACAGAAUCCAAAAUCCCUGCAAGUCUGUCACUAUUUGCUUACACCCAGCAGAAGAGAUCCCUAACCUGCAGCUUCAGAGUCAGUCCCAUUAGACUUUGCUACUUAACAAAUCAAGUGGCAUUCUUUUGGUCUGGGUGGGUUUUUAGGUUUACACUUGAAUAAAAACUUAUCCUGCGAGUUAAAACUGAGGAUGAAGCCCCUAAAGGUAAUAGCAGUAAGAUGCAUCCUCUGCAAUUUGUUGUGUCCACAUCAACAGUGUCCCUUGCCUGCCCUGCAGAUACUGCAGGGAGAUCAAAAGCAGCUUCCACUGGAAGCCAACAGGAGCUCCCCCACUUCUACAGCAUGACCAUAGACCUCGAGCUUGGAGGAAGCAAGUCAGCCUACCCAAGAGACUGAGAGAAGGGCAGCUCUAAGUAGAAAAAAAUGAUAAAGUUAUUUAACUUAAGGAGGUGGAGCUGAGUGAUGUGUUGUGGUUCCCCUGGACUUUACUGACCCUUCUGAGCUGCUGUGUUUCCCCAGCCAAGUCCUGGUCAGGUACCUUCACUUUAUCAGACACAAACUGAGUUCUGUUGCCUUGACCUGGCCCUGCAGUCCCUGCUCCCUGUGGGCCUGACAGCUUGCUCUACCCCAGUCAGGUAGUGCUGGCUGAAAUUCUUUAAAUACCUCCCCCCCAUUUUUUUUGUUACAGCAAUACAGAGCUUGCACCUUUAAGCACAGGUACAUACAUGAAGUCAAAGUAAUACUGUUCUUGCAACCUUCCUCGUGCUGAAAUUAGGCAGUCCAAGCCCAAUUCAAGUCAUGCACAGCUUCUGCCCUCACUAGGUAGAGUAUUGUGCCUCACCCCUCCAUGUUUAACAGAGUCACCUAGGUUUGGAAAAGACUUUUACGAUUAUCAAGUCCAAUCUAUGACCAAACACCACCUUGGCAACCACACCAUGGCCCUCAGUGCCACAUCCAGCCUUUCCAAUCCCCUGCAGGGCUGGUGACACCACCAGCUCCCUGGGCAGCCCAUUCCA